This is a messenger RNA of Acinonyx jubatus (cheetah), 12181 nucleotides long. It is a transcript of the gene LMNTD1, whose product is annotated as lamin tail domain containing 1. The record is from RefSeq and is a predicted model, not a curated record. Bases 1474 to 2853 code for a protein of 459 amino acids. NCBI's taxonomy places the organism in Eukaryota, Metazoa, Chordata, Mammalia, Carnivora, Felidae. The transcript has 14 exons. Gene Ontology annotation, cellular component: nuclear envelope; cytoplasm.
CAGGAGGAGAAGGGAGGGAUCCUAGACGUUGCCCAGAAAUCGCAGCAGCGGAGUAAAGUUAAUACUUACUCAGUUUCGCAACUGCGCCGCCCCCGCAGGCCGCCCGCCCAGGCCGGCCGGGGCGCUGAGGACGCGACGGCGUCCGAAGCUCGGCGGCCGCCCAGCUCCUGUCCCGGCCGUGCCGCCCGGCGCGCCUCCCUCCGCCGCACUCGGCGGGCCGCACGCCCCGCACCGGCUGGAGGCCCCGGCUCCCGGCGCGUCCUCUCGGCGCACCUCCCGGCCAGCGCUAGGUGAGUGUGGACGCCCCUGGCUGAGCUGCCGCGUUGUGGGAGCGCGCGGGCAGCGGCUGUGCCGCCCGCAGGAGCCGCCCCCAGCGCCGCCGCCGCUGCCGCGGUUGGUCUAGCGAGGCUCGGCGAGGAGCGGGGCGGCGAGCGUUGUGCCGGACGGUGGAGUUGGCGGCCGGCUCGCUCCCGCGGCCGGUGCCUCUGGGCUGGGGGCCGGGCUGGGGGCCGGGCCGGGCUCGGGCACCCGGGCGGCUCCGCCCCUUCGCCGGGCCGCGGGUAGAGCGCGCGAGAGGAGCGGCGCGGGGGCGCCCCCCUCGGCCGGGCGCUCGGGUUACAGCCCCGGCUCUCCGGCUUCCCCGCCCGCUCCUUGCCGGUUCACUCGCGCCGUGAGAGACAUUGUAACGGAACUGGGACGCCAGCGCUGCAUUGUGGGAGCUUUUAAAGCGGCGGGGAGCGCGGCGCAGCCGCUCGGGCCCACCGGGCCAAGCUCACCCCGGCGCCCCUAGCUCGGCCCCGCCGCCGCUCGCCCCAUCACACACCCCCGACCACCGGGGCCUAUGGACCAGAAAAGCCAGAAAUGGUGAGGUGACCAGUGCCUAUUGACUCUCACAGGAGCAAAAUCUUCCAGAGCUCCGGGUGAGACUUGUAAAACUGCCCUCUACGGUCAUGUCGGAAAGUAGGAGGCUUAUUCUGCAGACGCUUAAAAAAGGAAAGAAAACAAAACAAAACCUUCCAUCCUCCACGGACUGGGUUUGAAUUGCUUUUCAUCUGGAGUGGCAGUGAUUCAGCGACCCCCUUCUCAGCGGCAGGCAGUGACAGAGACAGGAGAUGAAAAACACAGCAAAUGAAUCAGACGCAUUUCAAGAGAUCAGAGAUAGCCUGGCCACUCAGAAGCAUCAUCCCAUCCAUUAGGAAGAGAACCCAAAUUAAGGAUUCCACCGAUUCCAAAAAAGCAACAGUCUGGAAAAGAAGUCAGUGCUUCAGAGGUGAUCUGAAUCCAGGAAGAAAUUCAAGAUGCUUAUAAUAAAAAAACAGCAUAAGUGACCUGUGGACCUCCACUACUUAGAGGAGCUCCUCUCUGAAAAGCCCAACAAUAGAAUAUUCAUCAGAAGAACAGCAGUUGGAGCCCAGAGGGAGACAAUGGAAGGCUAGGACCAGGGGCCCAAGUUAGAGGGGAAGCUCCUUCAAUAUGGGUCAAACUGUGAAGACAUGUGGAGGAAAGCUGGGCAGAAUCUCAACAGCUGCCAACACAAAGCUGCCAAACCGUGAGCAAGAAAGAAAAGAGACUUUUCUUCUAGCCAAGAUGAAAGACAUGCAAGCCAGUCAGAAAACUUCAGUGGCCUUGCAGAGUGAAGUCCAUGAGCAGGAAGAUAAAAUGGAGAAUCAAGCACAAAGAGAAGACACACAUGAUGGUCGCCCAGUGACACAGCGAUCUUUAGUACAUUUUUUUCCGCAAACAGAUUCAGAUGCCACACUGCCUUUGUCACAGUCAUUAACCUAUGACACACCUCUCAGUUACUAUAUGUCUGACCCUCAGUUUAGUGGAAUAACUGUAUCAACAACUGGGCAGAACACUCCUAAAACUACUAUAGAGGGCCAUUCCCAAUCAGCAAACAGCUUGGGAGUCAACAGCUUCAUAAUGACAAAGAAACAGCCUCUGUCAGUCCUUGCUCCUGAGACAGCUGUAACUGGGGAAGGAGAAGAUUAUUUCCUAUCUUUGUUUGGUGAUUCAAAGAAAUUUGCUGCAUGCUCAUUCCAGGCAGAGAACACCCAGAAGCACUUUUCCAUGAUUCUUGAAGAAGUGGGCCAAUCUAGAUCCAGUGCUCUUGGAGACAUUAAAAUAGCUGAAGUAAAUGUCAAGGGUUUAUUCGUGAAGCUCAUUAACUCUUCCCUUGACAAAGAACUGGAGAUUGGAGGUCAUAUUCUCCAGCAAAAUGUGAAUGGACAAACAGUCUCUUUGUACCGCUUCCUUCCAAAUAUCAUAAUGCAGGCCAAUCGCACAGUAACAGUAUGGGCAGCUGCAUCUGAAGCAAAGCAUCAGCCACCAUCAGAUUUUCUUUGGAGAGAACAAAAAAUGUUUAAAACAAGCCCAGAUUGUACAACAAUUCUGUGCAAACCUAAUGGUGAAGCUGUCGCCUGGUACACUCCUAUUCACUGGAAACAAGUGUGGGAGAAAUUAGAGACUGACAUUGAAUUUGACAGAUGCUCAAUAGUAAGUCCAACGUCUCGAAGACACAUAUUUCAUUGGCCAACAGCUAUAUCUACAACUAAAGAAAAACAAGACAAGUCUAAUAAGGAUACCUCAAAAAAUCAGAUGGAACAAGUUAGAGUUUUUCUUAAAAGAGAAAAAGAAAACCCACCAACCCUUUUUCCUAAUAGCAGUCCUUGGUGCCACAGUCCCAAUGUCCCUGCACAUCCCUACUGUCCUCUGAUUGAACCUCACAAUACCAGCAUGGCUGGAAGCAGCUUAGAUAGACAGCCUAGGCCUCAGUCAUCUGGGUCUGAUCCAGCCCAGGGACCACGAAAAAUAAGACAUCUGAGUUACAAAAGCAAUAGGCAACGAACUUAAAGAUUGCUCACAGCAUAAUUUGGAUAUGUCGUCAGAUUAAAAGACUCCUUCCCCAUCAUGGGUGAUGAUGAAGGGAGGACAAGAGUACACAGAAAGAACACCCUGUCCUGCCACACUCCAUGUCAUCCUCUGCCAGAGUGUGGGAGAGCUGGCACUGAGAGCCAGAGCUGGAGAAGCUGGGUCUGCCUCCUUAUCCCCUCUCCCCCAACCUCUUCUGGGAACCAGUGUCUGUAAACUCCCAGAGCUUGGAAAGGAUUAGCAAGCAUCCUAGUACGUGCCUUCUUUCUCCCUGCCCUUUCCUCCUCCUCUCAGACCCUGAUCUCUUUAUUCGGUGGAGUGAAUCUGGAGGCACUGUCUCCACACAUCCCUAAUAGUGCUGAGAGGUGAGGAGAGCAGGUGCAGUGGGUGACAAGGAUGGUGUUUUAGUCACUUUCUAUUCACCCCACUGUCAAGGGAGAGAUUCCCAUCCUAGGGUUCUGAGGAUGGCCAAAUAUCUGAUACCCAGAAUUGGGCAGAUGAAAUCAACAGCAGUUUCUGAGUCAUGUGCCCUCAUAGCCAAGGGAAGGAGGACACAGAGCCCCACGCAGGGCCACAUGAAGGGUGCAUGCAGAUGUAGCAUGAACAACCAGGGAGGAUGGGAAGUAGGUUUUGUAGUGUCAAGAGGGUAAGGUGCCCUCUGGUUCCCACAGUGGGAUAUGAUUGGCUUGUUUGAAUAAUUCCACAGGCUGGCAAGAAACUAAAACCCAUUAGUGAGAGAUAAGCAGAGACUGUGUCUGGUCCCCUUGAUAAGGAGGGUUGUUUGGCUGGGGGGCCUUAUCCGUGAGAGCAGAGUGGGGAGGGGAACUUGCAGUCCAGCCAUUCAAGACCUUCCCAAUUGUACCAGCUGUCAGUUUUAGGCUGUAUAUCACAGAAGGUGAGUACAAAGGGGAGUCUGUGGAAAACAGCUUUUGGCAUACACAAGUAGAUGAAGAACGAGUUAAAAACUUGAGAAACAAAGUCUAUCAUGCAAGCCAGAUGUUGUUCUUCAAAGCCAGAAGUAGAGCAUGAUGUUCAAGAGGCUUCUAUAAAACAAUGCUCUGCUCCCACGUCUCCAAAUAGUGAAAUAUUAGCUUGUUUUGUUUUGUUUUUUUCUUCUUUCAUAAGAACCUUGAGAAUUUUGUUUGCUUUUUAUUAAACUAGGUAACUAUUUGGGAGAAAAUAUAUUGCUAGGGUUAUAUAAAAUAUAUAUAUGGAAAGCACAUGAAUCAUAAAGUCUUGCAUCAAUGCAAGGUCACCCUUUCAGCACACUAAAAAUAACAAGAACUCCACUUUAACUCAGAACUUAUUGUGCACUUUACCCACGUCACCUCUUGGUUCAUUCUCCUGCCUGCCCUAUAAGCCACAUGUUAUCCUCAGAAGGGAAUAAGUCAUAAGAUCAGUAACUACUAAAUGCCAGAGCAGGGAUUUUGUUUCAAGUAUGCAUAGAUCUAAAUAUAAUUAUUUGAAGCUUUACUAAUAUGUGUCUAGUCUGGCAAAUGAAGAAUCAUACUGUAUCUUUAACUCUAUAGUAAAGUUAAGGAGACCAGUCAUUCAGUCCUCUAGUCAUUCAGCAGGUAAUGUGUGCCAGGCAUUGUCCCCAGAGAAGUUAAGGCCCAUAGCUUCAUAAUUCAAAGAUAGUGUGGAAAUAUGGAUGUCCAUUUCUGACCCUGAAGAAGUAACAGGCUAGAUCUACCAUCACACACACACACACCUUAAAAACUAAAAAGUGAAGGGGUACCUGGGUGGCUCAGUCAGUUAAGCGUCUGACUUUGGCUCGGGUCAUGAUAUUGGUCUGUGAGUUUGAGCCCCGCAUCGGGCUCUUGUGCUGACAACUCAGAGUCUGGAGCCUGCUUCAGAUUCUGUGUCUCCCUCUCUCAUUGACCCUCCCCCAUUCAUGCUCUAUCUCUCUGUCUCAAAAAUAAAUAAACAUUAAAAAAAAUUUUAACUAAAAAGGGAUGAACAAAAUAUGCAAAACAAUGGUCUUUAGACACUAGACAACAAGUGGUGGAGAGCAGUGAUCCUGUAGAAAAGGAAAACAAACAAGGGAGCCCCAUGAUAGCCCUAACUCACUGCCUGGUUUCCAGGCCUCAGCACCCAAAGAGGGAACCCAAACAAAGCUCAGAAGUCUCCCUGAGUUGAGGAGAGAGAGUUGAGAAUUUGGAGAGGCCAUGGCAGCUACAAGUCACAGGGCACUAGAGCACUAGAGAGGAGAGAGCCGAGUGGAGAGGAGGGAGCCACAAAAAGAGAAAUUUCUAGAGAUUUCUUGAGGGUUCCUCUUGCAUCUUAAAUUAAACACUGAUCAGCGUGUGCUGUGGAGAAACUACUAAGGCCAGAAAAGGACCACCUCAAGGAACAGACGGGGUGAUUCGUGGGGCUCACAAAUGACUGGGAGGAAUCUGUGUUCCCACCAGGCAGAGUGGAAAAACCCUGUAAUAUGCAGAGCAUCAGAUAGGGAACACAGAAGAGCACUGCCUUGGCUGUGAGCCUACAGGCUGCUCUGGUCCCACCUAGCAAGACUCAAAAGAAAGCCUCCAAGGAUCAAACUAUGUUCCAGUAACUUAACUGCAGAAAAAAGCACAAGAACAUUUAAAGGAAUAUUACAAUAUCCAAUAAGCAAAAAGGCAAAAUUCAUAUCAGGAAUCCAAUAAAAAAAAUUACUAAGUAUGCCAAAAGGGGGGUAAAACAACCCCUUAUGAGAAGAACAAAAUAAUUAUCCAAGGGCAACAGUCCCAGAAAUGGCACAGAUGAUAGAAUUAAUCGACACAGACAUUAAAACAAUUAUAAGAAAUAUAUUCCAUAUGUUCAAGAAGGUAGAGAAAAAAUUGAGCUUGUUAAGAGGAGACAUGGAUGAUAUGAAAAAGAUUCAAAUUAAACUUUUAAGGCAUGAAAAAUACAGAGGAUUGUUUUUUGGGUGUCCCGGGCCCACCCACAUAUUGGAUCACUCACUAGAAUGGCUCAGAAGGCUCAUUACCACAGUGGGAGUGUAAUCAGACCUAUGAUUUGUUACAGCACAGCCAUACUCAGCAGGCCCCACAAAGGAAGAAGACAUAUAGGUGGAGUCUGCAGGAAUUCAGGCACAGGCUUCCAAAGCUCUCCCUCUGGGGCCGGAGGGGGUAAAGAAUGGAGGACUAGCCACACAGAACAUGCUCCUUCCUCCCAACAAAAUUCAGUAUUUCUUCCCAGGGAAGCCUGCUUAAGAUAAAGUCCAAGGUUUUCACUGGGGGAUGGUCAUGUUGGCACCCUCUACAACUACCGAAACUCCAGACUCCUAGUAGGAAAGCUGGUGUUCACUAUAAAUACGUCAUCUGUACAAUUAAUCUAUGUUUAGGCAAGCUGGUACAGCAGGGAGUUCGCCAGUGGGCAAAAGAGCCUUAUCAAUGUAGGGAAUAUUCCAAAGCCAGGUUCCAAGGUGGCACCCAAGGGCCAGCCCUCCUAAGUAGGUCCUUCUAAAAGGUAUGCAAAGUUUCCUACACAGAUGAGAUUGACGCCAGAGUGGACACUGCUGAAGAAAAGAUUAGUGUACAAUAGAAGUUAUGCAAAACUAAAGUGAGUGAAUAUGAUGACCCCUGAGUUUCCGCCUUGGACCAUUUAGAAAAUGGUGGCACGGAGGCACCAGGGUGGCUUAGGCUGUUAAGCGUCCGACUCUUCAUUUUGAUUCAGGUCAUGAUCCUGUGGUUCGUGAGUUCAAGCCCCACCUUGGGCUCUGCCCUGACAGCGUGGGGCCUGCUUGGGAUUCUCUCUGUUUCCCUCUCUCUGCUUCUCCCACCCCCUCUCAAAAUAAAUAAACUUACAAAAAAAAAGAAAUGGUUGCACUAUGAACAUAGGAGAGAGUUACUGGCUUUCUAUAAUACUUCUUUUUUUUUUAACGUUUAUUUAUGUUUGAGACAGAGAGAUACAGAGCAUGAACAGGGGAGGGUCAGAGAGAGAGGGAGACACAGAAUCUGAAACAGGCUCCAGGCUCUGAGCGGUCAGCACAGAGCCCGACGCAGGGCUCGAACUCACGGAUCGUGAGAUCAUGACCUGAGCGAAAGUUGGACGCUCAACUGACUGAGCCACCCAGCCGCCCCUCUAUAAUACUUCUUAAAAUACAAUUUGUGAACAAGCAAGCACUAAAUUAACCCUCUGCACAGUUUUGUGUAGUCACCAAGCACUAGCCAGAUCUUUAUUUGAGUGUUUAUUUCUGAACUAGCCAUAAUUAAAAGCGUGAUAAGGAUAUUUCCAUAUAACCAAAAACCAAGCUAUUAAAUAUUAGAGUAAAUGGCCUCCAUCAGAAAUAAUCAAAGGAAAAAAAGAAUAUGAAAGGAUACAAUGUAUGAGUUAAUAAGAAUGAGGGAAGAAACAUUCAUCUUCAGCAUAUAAGGCAUUUCCAAUACAAUUAUCUGAUUUAAUCUCCAUGACAAUUUAAAACAUAAGAAUUAUUUUCCAGAUGAGAGAAUUGGGGUUAGGGGAGGCUUAGUAAGUGCUACACAAGAAAAGAGUAGAUUCAAUGGAGCAAAAAUACAAGGCCAUAUCCCUGUCUCCAAGCCUUUGUUCCUUCCGUUGCCCUCUGUUUUUAUUUCAACUGAGGAUGAACAGAAUGAAAGAGGCAGAGUUUUCUAACAAAUAGGAAAAUAGCAGUCUUGAAAUGCAUAUGGAGUCAUCAGCACUGAAGGAGGUAGCAUGCCAGUUGACAGGAAGGGAGUAGAACAAAAGUGAUUUCCAAGGCCUGUAAUAGCCCUAACCUCUGCCCUGUCAUGUCCCUCCUGCAGAAACAGUAAAUUAGUUAACUCUAUUCCUCCUACAGAAUUUUUUUUAUCUCUAGAGCUUUAUCCCUGUAUCCCUAAUUCUAGCAUAAUGAAAACCAUAAGGCAAAGAUGGGAAAUAUGCAACAGCUCCACCCUUUCACAUAAGGGAGAUAUUGUUUGUACAUCACGGUUCUUUUCUCCUCUAAACCCAGAUGCGACCUCCGAAUCCUCAAUACACCAUUCCAGGCAGUCAUUCCCAGCAAUUGCAAGUAGAGCUCAGAAUAAAACUUCCUUGCCAUCUUUACCCUGGGGAUCCUCUGUUACAACAUAGUGGUUAGAGCUCAGUCUCUAGAACUUGGCAGCCCAGGCUCAGAUGCUGGGUCCACCACUUACUAAAUCUGUGUGAAUGUGAAUAAUGAACUUAACCACUCUCUGAUUCCACCUCUGUAACUGGGGGAGAGUAAGGGUAUCCACCUACCUCAGAAGGUUCUGUAAGAAUUAAAUAAGUUGAAGUAAAUGUAAUAUUUAGACUAGAACCUGGUACAGGGUAAGCCCUGUAUGCCUUACUUGUUGUUGUUGUUGUUACUGCUAUCAUUAUUAAAACCAGAGAGAUGAGGCUUCGAUAAUUUGGGCAACAUGCAGAGAGAGAAGGGGGCUGAAGGCAUUGGACACCUAAGCAAGAAGAGGAAUAAAAGAAAAGCAAAUGGAAUAAAUCCCUUGUACAGUUUUACUUAUUCUCAGUCCCGCUUAUAAGGAUAAUUAAAGGAUUAAGGAGGUGUGAACUAGACCAUCCCUCAAAGACUUUCCUAUCCCUCUAAAUUCUAUAACAUUUUUGAAACGGGAAAGGGAACCUUAUACAAAAAUUCUUAUCUAAAACAUCCUAGAUGUCCAACAACAAAGUAUUAGGUUCGGUAAAAACUCUGACCUAUCCAGGCAAUGAAAGACUGAAUGUCUCCAUAAAAAGGCAUGUUUCAUAAUACUUAAUAACUUAGGAAAUAUCUCAUAAUAUAUUAAGUUAAACAAUAACACUCCAAAUCAUAUAUAAGAUAUGUGUGAGUUUUAUAAAGUGUAUACAAGUAUUAAUACAGUAUAUUUGAAAAACAUUCUACAUGUAUACAUAGUGUAUAUAUAUAUAUAUAUAUGUAUAUAUAUAUAACUAUAUUAUGCACACAAAUGUAUAAUAUAUAAAUAAAACUAUGUGUGAAAUAUGUACAUAUCCUAUCCAUAGAAAACAUGAGCAGACAUACAACAAAAUGUUAUUUGUAUGGUAGGAUUAUUGCCAAUUCUUAAUUUUCAUUCAUGACUAUAUUCAUCACAUUACCAGAUAAGCAUAUAUUACUUUUAUUUAGAUUUUUAAAAUGUUUAUUUAUUUUGAGACACACACACACACACACAGAAUCCCAAGCAGGCUUCGUACUGUCAGCGCAGAGCCCAGCACAGGGCUAGAUCCCACAAAUCAUGAGACCAUGACCUGAGCAGAAACCAAGAGCUGGAUGCUUAACGAACUGGGUCUCCCAGGCGUCCUUAGAUUUUUUUUUUUUUUUUGCUUUAACUAUAUAUUUACAGUUGGUCAAAAUGCCAAACGUUUGUUAGAUAAAGCUGGUAUUUUUUACUUGGCCUUAACAAGUUGCUAAUUCAAAAGAUAUAUCCUAUUAGUGAAGACAGACAAAAUAAUGUCAUUCACAUAAUUCUGCUCCACAAAAAUCCCAAGUUAAUUCUUUUCUAUAUAAUCUAGAGAAAAUUUAUUUUUUCUGAAUAAUUAUGUCUAGCCUACAUUUUCUUGUAUCAGACCAAAGACAUUUUUUCCCCAAAGCCCACAGGUCCCAUGCUCAAACUUGAAACAGCGUUUCCCAACUUUUGGUCUAAAUGACUAUUUAUAACAUCAGGUGCCAGCAUUUCUAAACCUGAAUAUCCCACCACAACUUGGCCCCAGUCCCCUGGAAAACAGAGUGUGAUGUAAAGUUUAGAUGCUACCACUCUUGCUCCCAGGGCAGCAGGAAUGAGGGCAAAGGGGGAGGGAGACAGGGAAGGAGAGAAAUUGAGCACAAGGCAGUGGUCAUGGCUCCACAAGAAGACCUAAUCCAUUGCUUGACCAUACAGAUGUCUCUGGAAAUGCCAUCUGGAACCACUGAGCCUCAGAAGAGUUGAUCCGUGGGAGGAUGAGAGAGGGAUUUAUGUUCUGGCUGUCUUCAGUUUUAUGUUCAAAUGUACUGCACAAAGCAGCUCCUCCCCCUUUCUCCCAGGCUGCAUUUUUCCAGCCCCUUGGGGCAGCUGCUGGGGAAGCCAAAUCUCCUGUCCCAUAACAUGUACCUUCCUCUGAACCCAGAAGUGGCAGCAGGAACCAGCACCUUUGUGAGAGACUUGGUCAGACAGGGAUGCAUGAGGAGCCCUCCUAGGAAAGGCUGAGAUAGCAGGUAGUGACAUGUGGCCAAGGACCCUCACUGAGCAAAGUUGCCAAGGCCUGAGGGGCAAUGCGUGGAGUGAGUUGGGAGAUGCAUGAAUGAGUAUGGUGCAGCCACUAGGCCUGGUCAAUCAGCCUCAGGUCGCAAUUUCCUCAUUUCUUACAGUCUUAAGAAUGGAACUGCCACGUCUAAUAUGAGGGCUUCACGAGGACUGCUUUGAAUUAACUCAACUUUGCCUACCAGGUGUGACUUGGCAAGUCACCUCCUCGAAAUUUCUUACUAGAAUCUUUAUUGAUCUUCAAUAAUUUUUUCUUUAAAUUCCUCUUAAAAUAUUAAAUAGUGACAUGUUUCCACUGAAAUAACGCAGUGAAAUAAUUCAAAAAAAGGGGGGAAAUUAAUAAGCUCACCUCCCUGCUUUAGUCUCCUUCUGUAUCAUAACAUUUUCGGCCUGGCCUGCAUGUAUGUUUUGUGAAACGAAGAGUUUCAGGCUGCGUGAGCCUUCUAUUAUUUUCUCCUUAUUUACAAGGAAUCACAGUACAGUUUCUCUACAGUUUUGUUUCCUACUUACCUACACAGUAAAUCAGAGACUCCCUCAGGGACAAUAGGAAUAGCUCUAACUCAAAUAAAUACAGCCUUCAAAUUAAUUCCGAGACAUUCUCUUGGUGACUUCUAUUUUUAUUUUUUUUUACAUCAAAUUGUAUUCUGUCCCUUUAAAAUUAUCUUUAGAUUCUCUUCCUAGGGUAAAAUACGGGCAAUAUAGCAUAGUACUUACACAUGUGGUCUGUGAUGUCAGAAUGCUUAAGUGUAAUUCCUUACACCACCUUUAGUAGCUGUGUGACUUAGGACAAGUUACAUAACCUCUCUGUGCUUUGGGCAUCCUUAUCUAUAAAAGGGAUUACAGUACUUACUUUCUGGAUGGUGUUAGGAGAUUAAAUGAAAUAAUACAACAAAAACACUCAAUACAGUGCCCAACAAGUUAGAAACAGUGUUAACUAUUACUGUUAUCAUUGUUCGCAUCUCAUAGUGUCUAUAUGAACAGAAACAUGCCCAUUUAACAAAGAAACAAAAGUGAGUUGAACUCUGCCUGUGUGACAAGUGCUAAAUACAAAAGAGCAACCAAGACAGGAUCUCUGCUCCAGAAGAAUGGUGAAGAAGAUAAAUUUAGGAAAGGUAAAUUACAAUAUGACAUGACAGAUUGUCUAAUAACAGUAGAAACCAACAGCUGUGGGGCUUAGUGAUGACAGUGAGUAACGGUGCCUCAGGAAAACGUCAGGUCUGAAACAGAUCUUAAAAAAUGAGUAAUAAGCAUUUGCGAGUCAGAGUGGCAGCGUUAGAGUGGGUGUUCCAAGUCAAGGGAGCAGUAUGUGCAAAAAUGAAAAUAAUACUCCACCCAGCUGACAAACAUGUUCCAUGGGGAGAUAGUAGGAUAUCACAAUUUUCUUCCCAUUUUCCAAAAUGUCAUAUCUGAGUAGUUCAAGCCAGAGCGUUUGGUCAUCAGCCAAGCACUUUGCAAACUGUUUUGGUUCUAGUGACUCAUCACCAUCAUAGACUAAUCAACUACUAUGACUCAUUUCAACCCUCUUGGAACUUUAUCUCUUAAAAGCAUAUCUCUCUGCAUGAAACACAGCUUUCAAGUGAGAGACUAAAUACUCUUGUUAAGGACUACACUGGACAGUCACUAAGGAUAACUGUCACACUACACUUUGCGCUCUGACAUUGAUUUCUGUACUGCCAGGGGAUUUGUCAAGGAGCAAGAAAUUGACAUUGAGCCUAAACAAAAGUUAAGGAUGAAAAAAGUCCAAAUGAGGCAAGGAGUUUCAUAUUGCUACCCUUUGAUGGGGACCCAACAUGGUACUUUAAAGCAAAUACUGCAAUGGCACAGUUUAAAAGUCAAAAGACUCACAAAUAAUUAACACAGUUCUGUCUAUGAUUUCAUAGAGUCAGAAGGGAUAGAGAAUUUGAGGAAAGCCUGUUCCUCUAAACUAUCUCUUUUGUUUGAUCGUUUAAAAUCAGACUUGGGGCACUUGGGUGGCUCAGUCAGUUAAGCAUCCGACUCUUGGUUUUGGUUCAGGUCAUGAUCUCACGGUUCUUGAGUUCAAUCCCUGCAUCAGACUCUCUGCUGACAGAGCAAGGCCUGCUUGGAAUUCUCUCUUUCCCUUUCUCUCUGUCCCUCCCCUGCUUGGU